This is a messenger RNA of Mus caroli (Ryukyu mouse), 3179 nucleotides long. NCBI's taxonomy places the organism in Eukaryota, Metazoa, Chordata, Mammalia, Rodentia, Muridae. The record is from RefSeq and is a predicted model, not a curated record.
GAGUGCCAGCGGGAGGCGGGAUUUCUUGGCCGCCAUGCCACCUUCCAAGCUCUAAGACUGAGGUAGUCGCGUUGGAGACGUUGCUCUGUACGGACUGCACCGCUGUGGCAAUUAUGAGGCAAAUUAUGUGAAGAGAGCAAAUGAGCCUGCAACCGCGCUAUGAGGCCUGAAGAGGAUGUCGGAGGCCUUGAAGAUGACUUUCCUGUAUUAAGUUGACAAAGAUAGCACACAUGUCAAGAGAAGGGUCUCAAGACACACCUGGCCUGGGUGGUAUAACAUUGGUUGCUGUCGAGUGCUUUAGGAUUUAGUUGUCUUUGAGGAUGUGGCUGUGAACUUCACCGAGGAAGAGUGGGCUUUGCUGAAUUCUUCUCAGAAGCAUCUGUACAGAGAUGUAAUGCUGGAAAUCUACAAUAACCUUGCUUGUGUCGGAAACAAAUGGGAAGACCAAAGCAUGGAAGAUGAGCACACAAAUCCUAGGAGAAGUCAAAGAAUGUGUACGUUUGAGAGACUCUAUGAGAGUACUGAAAGUGAUCAAUCUGGAGAAAUCUUCACCAAGACACCAAAUCUGACAAACAUCUUCCCUGGUCUAAAAUCUGAGCUUGAUGAAAGUGGCGGGAUGCAAUAUAAAUGUGAACAGACCUGGAAAACAGACCUGAAUUCUGUUACAAGUAUUCCAACAUAUACACAAAGUCUCAGUAUGAGUAGGUCUUAUAACGUUUGUGCCACAUCCUUUGGUUUUCCCAGCUCAUUUGGAAGAUAUCAAGAAACUCCUGUUGGGGAACAGCACUGUGAACAGAAGGUAAAAAACUGUCCUACAGCUAAAUCAUUUUACAUCCAUGAAAUGAAUGACAAUGCAGACAUCGAUAAUGAACACAAACCAUUUGGUAGAGCUCAGAGUUCUUUUGGUUCCUGUGAAAGUCGUGGAAGAAUUAAUACAAGGAAAAAGUCCUAUGAAUGUAGGCUAUGUAGUAAAUCUUUCAUGUAUCCUUCUUUACUUCAAAAACAUGAAAUAACUCAUUCCAAUGAAAAACCCUAUGGGUGCCUACAAUGUGGUAAAGCUUUCAGAAAUUUCAGUUCUCUUCAAAAACAUAAAAUAGCUCAUACUGAGGAAAAGCCUUAUAAAUGUCAUUAUUGUAAUAAAGUGUUCAUCUGUCAGGCAUCACUUCAGUCACAUAUAAGAGUUCAUACUGGGGAAAAGCCUUACGAAUGUAAACAAUGUGGUAAAGCCUUUAGAGUUAACAGUUCCUUUUGGCGCCAUAAAAAAGUUCAUACUGGGGAAAAACCCUAUGAAUGUAAACAAUGUGGUAAGUCCUUUAUUUAUCCUUCUCUACUUCAAACACAUGAAAAAACUCACAGUGCAGAAAAGCCCUAUAACUGUAAACAAUGUGGCAAAGCCUUUAAAUCUCACAGUUCCCUUCGAGUCCAUGAAAGAAACCAUACUGGGAAAAAGCCCUAUGAAUGUAAACAGUGUGGCAGGUCCUUUAUUUAUCCCUGCUUACUCCAGAUUCAUGAACGAACUCACAGUGGUGUGAAACCCUACGGAUGUAAACAGUGUGGGAAAGCGUUCAGACGCCUCAGUGACCUUCGAGUACAUGAAAGAACUCAUACUGGAGAAAAACCUUAUGAAUGUAAACAGUGUGCUAAAUCUUUUAUUAAUCGGUAUUUACUUAAAAUGCAUCAAAAGUCUCAUACUGGUGAGAAACCCUAUAAAUGUAAGAUUUGCAGCAAAGCCUUCGUUUAUCCCUCCUUACUUAAACUGCAUGAGAGAUCUCACACUGGGGAAAAGCCCUAUCCAUGUAAACAAUGUGAUAAAGCCUUCAUUUUCCCCUCCUUACUUAAACUGCAUGAAAGAACUCACACUGGGGAAAAACCCUAUGCCUGUAAACAGUGUGGUGAAGCCUUCAAAAGUUACAAUUCCCUUCAGAGACAUAAAAGAAUUCAUACUGACAUAAAGGCUUAUGUAUGUAAACAUUGUAGCAAAACCUUCAUAUGCCAGAGGUCCCUUCAGUUACAUAAUAGAACUCAUACUGGAGAAAAACCAUAUAAAUGUGAACAGUGUGGUAACUCCUUCAGAUAUCACAAUUCCCUUCAAAGACAUAAAAUAAUUCAUACUGGGAAAAACCUCUAUGAAUGUAAACAGUGUGACAGGUCCUUCAUUUAUCCAUAUUUACUCCAAAUACAUGAUAGAACUCACUCUGGGGGAAAACCAUAUGAAUGUACACAGUGUGGUAAGUCCUAUAUUUAUCCUUCUUUACUUCGAAUACAUGAAAGAACUCACAGUGCAGAAAAACCCUAUAACUGUAAACAAUGUGGUAAAGCCUUUAAAUCUCACAGUUCCCUUCGGGUCCAUGAAAGAAACCAUACUGGGGAAAAGCCCUAUGAAUGUAAACAAUGUGGCAGGUCCUUUAUUUAUCCUUGCUUACUCCAGACCCAUGAAAGAAUUCACAGUGGUGUGAAACCCUAUGAAUGUAAACAGUGUGGGAAAGCCUUUAGAGGUCACAGUUCCUUUCGGGUCCAUAAAAAACUUCACAGUGGGGAAAAGCCCUAUGAAUGUAAGCAAUGUGGUAAAUGCUUCAUUUAUCCAUCCUUACUUCGAAUGCAUGAAAGAACUCAUAGUAGUGAAAAACCCUAUGAUUGUAAACAAUGUGGUAAGGCCUUUAAAUCUCGUAGUUCCCUCCGAGAACAUGAAAGAAACCAUAUUGAGGAAAAAUCCUAUCAGUGUCAACAGUGUGGUAAAAUCUUCAGACGUUAUAGUUCAUUUCAAAACCAUAAACAAAUCCAUGCUAUACAAAAACUCAAUGAAUGCAAACAAUGUGGUAAGAUCUUCAUUUAUCCUUCUUUUCUUCAGAGGCAUGAAAGAACUCACAUUUGUGAAAGAACCCUAUGUAUGUAAACAAUGUGAUUAAAUCUUUACCAUAUCACAAUUCUUUUAGGAGAGAUAAAUUUCAUUUGGGAGAAUAGAUAUUGAAUAAUGUGAUAAAUUCUUUUUACAGUUAUCAACUGCAGAGAAAAAUUUAUAUGUAACAGUAUGAGUAUAAAGUGGGAUAGCCUUCUGAAGUAAUCGUCCUUUUCAAAUGUAUGGAAUAACUCAUAAUGAAGUAGAACCAUUGUUUCCUAAGACAAUAAAAAAAUGUUAUGUUAGAAGGGAAUUCUGUGAAUAUAAACAAUGUGAAAACUCA